CGAGAGGCGAUUUUUAUAGCCCGCCCCGCCUGUCUCCGCUCCGAUUGGCUCGUGCUGCCCGGCCUCGGAGCCAAUCCACGCUGGACAGUGUUCGCGCGUGCCCCUCACCGUGUGGACGGUGAGGCGAGACCGGCUGAGCCGCACGCGCCUCCGCCAAUCAGGCAGCCGCAUGCGUCAAUUCGCCUCUGCCUCUUCACCAAUUCGUGGGGCCAAUCCACACGCCAGCCUUGCCAUCAGCUGAUUGCACGAGCCAUCGGGUUAAACAAGCCUGUGCGCCCUGUUCAAAUUGGCCACGCUUCGGUUGGCCUCGUCUUGCCUUGCCUUGCGUCGUAUCGUCUUGCCGAUACCGGAAAGAAGACGUUGGGGGUGUGCAACGCGAAGGCUGGUUUACUCGCAUUUACGUCACAAAAUGACCAGUAUCGAUAG
Messenger RNA from Protopolystoma xenopodis, 426 nucleotides. The record is from the annotation of a GenBank genome assembly. Lineage: Eukaryota; Metazoa; Platyhelminthes; Monogenea; Polystomatidea; Polystomatidae.